Girardinichthys multiradiatus is the source of this 1359-nucleotide messenger RNA. RefSeq names its product SFT2 domain containing 1 (gene sft2d1). The transcript is spliced from 9 exons. Gene Ontology annotation, biological process: vesicle-mediated transport. The coding region runs from base 137 to 802 and encodes 221 amino acids. Gene Ontology annotation, cellular component: membrane. NCBI's taxonomy places the organism in Eukaryota, Metazoa, Chordata, Actinopteri, Cyprinodontiformes, Goodeidae. The record is from RefSeq and is a predicted model, not a curated record.
CGUACAGGAAGCGAGGAAGUGUGUACAGCUACUGAUGUCAGCGAUAGUACUCAUUAACCCCCGAAGGACAAGAUUCAGUUUAGACAGUUGGACGUUAUUAUUUUUCCCAAAAAGUUUACUCGUUUGAAUUUUAGCGAUGGAUAAGCUUCGUCGUGUGCUGAGCGGCCGGGAGGAAAAUGAAGAGCUCGGGCUAACUGCACAGGUCCUUGAUGGCAGCUCUCUCAGCUUCAGCACCAGGGUGAAAUGGUUUGUCAUAUGCUUUGCUGGAGGCGUCCUGUGCUCCAUACUAGGGUCAGCACUGCUCUUCAUUCCUGGUGGCUACAAGCUUUUUGCUGUCUUCUACACGCUAGGAAAUGUUUUAGCUUUGUCCAGCACCUGUUUCUUGAUGGGACCAUUAAAACAGCUGAAGAGGAUGUUUGAACCAACACGACUCAUAGCAACCAUUGUUAUGCUGCUCUGCCUUGUCUUGACACUUUGUGCAGCGUUUUGGUGGAAAAAAAAUGGGUUGGCUAUCAUCUUCUGUAUUCUGCAGUUUUUGGCAAUGACCUGGUGUCGCCAUGGGACCCACAAGUCACACAUAUCAAGCCCAGACUCAGAGCAAGGCCCCAGCUGUUUUGUACAGCAUCUCUUACAUUCCUUUUGCCAGAGAUGCAGUGAUCAAGUGCUUCACAACCUGCUUGAGUUAAAGCUCAGGAGGCUGCAGUUUCCAAUGAAGACUGGUCCCAAUAUGCACAAUACUUGUAAAAUACAUUGUUUAUACAGUAUUCCUUCAGUUUUUGUCAAUUUCUGCUUUGCAUUGUGAAUUAUUGCCUUUCGGGUUAAGCUUAAAGUGUUUAAAUUUUACCACACUAACUAAAUUAACAUAAUCUGUAAUCAUUGCCUUCAAUGCUUAAUAUAUUUAAGAAAUACUGAUGAUAUUCUUAUGCUUUCUGAAGUUUUUAUGCAAUUCACAUGCAGGGAAAUUACUAACUUUAUGCAGAGCAAACAUCAACAACAGCACCUUAACACCUCAAUGAAACAACGAUGUCUGUCUGUAUUUAUGCCAAGCACAUUAUCCAUUUCUUUAAGCAGUGUAAGUUUGCAGUUCUUUGUUUUCUGGGUUUUUAAAGUGGUGUUAAGGCUUAUUAGAAGAGGUGUGAAGCAUUUUCUUGCAUGUUUGACGCUUAAGGGUGUUUUUUGUUUGAGUCAAUGCUUCACUGAUGAUGCACUGGAAUGUAUACAUCUCUUCUGAGGAUUUCUUUUUUUUUUUUUUCUGCUAAUGAGAUUUUAAGAUGCUGCUUUUGUGUCUUCUCUAAUGGUCUUAAGUGUGUGCGUUCUCACACACGUUGCACCUCCUCACAAUAAAUGACAUUAAAGAAA